UAUUUAUUUCAGCUUUCUUAGGAUUUGUGUCCUGUGAAAAUGACAUAUGUGUUACUACCAAACUUCAAGCUUGUAUAGCAAUUAAUGCAGUCAGCUUGGGUGAGGAUGCCAAGGAACCUUGCAAAAUGUUUGAGGUAGCAAAGGAAUGCAUUCAAACCGUAGAAAAAGAAUGUCAGACAAAAGAGGAUCCAAAUUUGAAAGAUUUUAUUUCUGUGGUGGAAGAUGUCUGUAAAGAAGGUUCAGAAAGAAAUAAAAAGUUCAUCAAGAAUUUCCCUUGUUUCGGGGAAACCAUCGAAAAUUCUUCCAGCUGUGUAGCAUCUAUUGUCAAGGACGUGACCCCAGAAACUGCCCAAGAUCCAGAGAAGGUGAAAGAAAUUACAAAGACUGUGUGCAAGCAAAUGGAUAGUAUCGUGACAUGUUUCGAAAAGAAAGUUGAAGAUGCUUGUUCGAAAGACGUCAAAAAGUUUUUCCAGGAACUAUAUAACCCUGCUCUCAAGGUGGUCAAGAACAGCUGCGAAAAAAUAUUAAAUGACGACGCUUCUAGCUCCCGCGCAGUAUCUUGGCUUGUAAACCUUUCAGUGUUGGUUUUCUUAUUCUUUUGGUACUCUCGCCGAUAAGGAAUAUGAAAGCUUAUUCUUUUUCCUGCGAUUUAGAUCAUUAAAAUUAAAUGUAUAUAAUAACGCAAAUAUGAUUAAAUUCUUUUAAAAAUAUUUACUUUUAAAGCAAUAUACUAUGUGAUUUAUUCAAAUAAAGCAUAAAAACAGUGAA
Stegodyphus dumicola is the source of this 768-nucleotide messenger RNA. RefSeq lists its product as uncharacterized. NCBI's taxonomy places the organism in Eukaryota, Metazoa, Arthropoda, Arachnida, Araneae, Eresidae. The record is from RefSeq and is a predicted model, not a curated record.